UGGGAACACCACUGUCCAUCUCAGGAAAGCAGACUAACCUCCCAACAUCUCUUCACUAGCUUGCUAGAAGCGGGACGGCUAUGUUCUUGGGACCUUGGCCUUUCUUUCACCUUAUGCUCUGGUUUGCAGCUCCCAGAAGACAGCGAAGACACCAUGGCCUUGUAACUUUCAAGCUCCUGCAGUGUGUGUGCCUCCUGGCCCUCACGUCCAUCCCGCAACAGGUGUGCGGACCCCCUUACAAGAUAGGGGUGGUGGGCCCUUGGGCUUGUGAUCCGUUGUUCUCAAAAGCUCUGCCUGAGGUUGCUGCUCGAUUAGCCACUGAGCGGAUCAACAGGGACCCAUCAUUUGACCUGGGUUACUCUUUUGAAUACGUGAUUGUCAAUGAAGACUGCCAGACUUCCGGAGCCCUUGCCAGUUUCAUUUCUCACCACCAGAUGGCCUCAGGAUUUAUUGGACCUGCCAAUCCCGGCUACUGCGAGGCAGCCUCGCUCUUGGGAAACAGCUGGGACAAAGGGAUUUUCUCUUGGGCCUGUGUGAAUUACGAAUUAGACAAUAAAAAUAGCUAUCCGACCUUUUCUCGGACACUCCCUUCUCCCAUCCGUGUGCUGGUAACCGUCAUGAAAUAUUUCCAGUUGGCUCACGCUGGAGUCAUUUCCUCAGAUGAAGACAUUUGGGUGCACACAGCCAAUCGAGUCGCAAGUGCUCUUCAGAGCCGGGGCCUACCUGUAGGGGUCGUCCUGAGCACAGGACGAAACAGCCAAAGCAUUCGGGAAGCUCUCCAGCAGAUUCGCCAGGCUGACAGAAUUCGCAUAAUCAUCAUGUGUAUGCAUUCGGCCUUGAUUGGGGGAGAGACUCAGAUGCAUCUCUUGGAAUGGGCUCAUGAUCUGAAAAUGACUGAUGGAACCUAUGUCUUUGUUCCUUAUGAUGCCCUGCUCUACAGUUUACCUUAUAAGCAUACACCCUACCAGGUCCUGAGGAACAACCCAAAACUCCGGGAAGCCUAUGAUGCUGUGUUGACCAUUACAGUGGAGUCCCAAGAAAAGACCUUCUACCAAGCCUAUACUGAGGCAGCAGCUACACAUGAAGUUCCUGAGAAGCUGGACUCAGAUCAAGUUUCACCGUUGUUUGGAACCAUCUACAAUUCAAUUUACUUUAUCGCACAAGCCAUGAAUAAUGCUAUGAAAGAAAAUGGACAGGCUAGUGCUGCCAGCCUGGUUCAGCAUUCCAGAAACAUGCAGUUCUAUGGAUUCAACCAGUUGAUAAGGACAGAUUCAAACGGAAAUGGAAUUGCAGAAUAUGUAAUCCUGGACACCAACUGGAAAGAAUGGGAACUGUAUAGCACUUACACUGUGGACAUGGAAACGGAGCUGCUACGGUUCAGAGGGACCCCCAUUCACUUCCCUGGUGGCAGGCCCCCUCAAGCAGAUGCAAAAUGCUGGUUUGCAGAAGGGAAGAUCUGUCAAGGAGGCAUCGACCCUGCCUUUGCCGUGAUGGUCUGUCUCGCUUUGCUUAUAACCCUGUUGUCUAUUAAUGGAUUUGCUUACUUUAUAAGGCGUCGUAUAAAUAAAAUCCAGUUGAUUAAAGGACCCAACAGAAUUCUACUGACUUUGGAGGAUGUGACAUUUAUCAAUCCCCACUUUGGCAGUAAGAGAGGAAGUCGUGCCAGUGUAAGCUUCCAGAUCACCUCAGAAGUCCAAAGUGGGUGGUCCCCAAGGCUCUCCUUUUCUUCAGGGAGUCUAACUCCAGCUACCUAUGAAAACUCCAACAUAGCAAUUUAUGAGGGUGAUUGGGUGUGGCUGAAGAAGUUCCCCUCUGGAGGUUUUGGAGACAUUAAGUCCAUCAAAGCACGUGCAAGUAAUAUGUUUGAAAUGAUGAAGGACCUACGUCAUGAAAAUAUUAACCCUUUAUUGGGCUUCUUCUAUGAUUCAGGAAUGUUUGCCAUUGUGACAGAAUUCUGUUCCAGAAGGAGCUUAGAAGACAUAUUGACAAAUCAGGAUGUGAAACUUGACUGGAUGUUUAAAUCAUCACUUCUGUUGGAUCUCAUCAAGGGCAUGAAGUACUUACACCACAGAGAGUUUGCUCAUGGGAGGCUGAAGUCUCGGAACUGUGUGGUUGAUGGGCGUUUUGUACUAAAAGUGACAGAUUACGGCUUUAAUGAUAUCUUGGAAACACUAAGACUCUCCCAAGAGGAACCUUCUGCAGAAGAGUUGCUAUGGACGGCCCCUGAACUGUUGAGAGCUCCAAAGGGCAGCAGGUUAGGUUCUUUUGCAGGAGAUGUCUAUAGCUUUGCCAUCAUCAUGCAAGAAGUGAUGGUCCGGGGCACCCCAUUCUGCAUGGUGGAUCUGCCUGCCAAAGAAAUCAUAGACAGACUUAAGAAGCCUCCUCCUGUGUACAGACCAGUGGUUCCUCCUGAGUAUGCCCCUGCAGAAUGUCUCCAGCUAAUGAAGCAGUGCUGGGCUGAAGCUGCAGAACAGCGACCAACUUUUGAUGAAAUAUUUAAUCAGUUUAAAACUUUCAAUAAAGGGAAGAAGACCAAUAUCAUUGAUUCCAUGCUUCGGAUGUUGGAACAAUAUUCUAGCAACUUGGAAGAUUUGAUCCGGGAACGGACUGAAGAGCUGGAAAUUGAAAAACAGAAAACGGAAAAGCUUCUAACACAGAUGCUACCACCGUCAGUUGCUGAAUCCCUCAAAAAGGGCUGCACGGUUGAACCUGAGGGCUUUGACUUGGUCACCUUGUACUUCAGUGACAUUGUGGGCUUCACCACCAUUUCCGCCAUGAGUGAGCCCAUUGAGGUGGUGGAUCUUCUCAAUGACCUGUACACACUCUUUGAUGCCAUCAUUGGCAGUCAUGAUGUCUACAAGGUAGAGACCAUUGGAGAUGCUUACAUGGUGGCCUCAGGCCUCCCAAAGAGGAAUGGCAGUAGGCAUGCAGCUGAGAUUGCAAACAUGUCCCUAGAUAUCCUGAGCUCCGUUGGUACCUUCAAGAUGCGACACAUGCCAGAGGUCCCAGUCCGGAUUCGAAUAGGCCUGCAUUCAGGGCCCGUUGUUGCAGGAGUGGUGGGUCUCACCAUGCCCAGAUACUGCCUGUUUGGAGACACUGUGAACACAGCUUCUCGGAUGGAAUCAACAGGGUUACCUUAUCGCAUUCAUGUCAGUCACAGCACCGUGACAAUUCUUCAAGCUCUAAGUGAGGGCUAUGAAGUGGAGCUUCGAGGAAGGACAGAGCUCAGGGGCAAAGGCACAGAAGAGACCUUCUGGCUGGUAGGAAAAAAAGGCUUCACAAAACCUCUUCCUGUGCCCCCACCAGUGGGAAAAGAUGGGCAAGUAGGCCAUGGCCUGCAACCAGUGGAGAUUGCAGCCUUCCAAAGAAGAAAAGCAGAAAGGCAGCUGGUGAGAAACAAGCCAUAAGGUAAUGGCCAGCAGGAAAACAGAGCACGGGAGCUUGCCAAAUUUUCAACGCUGGGGCUCCCUUUGGCAUGGGUGCCAGUCUCAGCCUACACUCGGUUGGCAGAGUGUGAUGGAGUUGGUGAAUUUCCAAGCUCCACUG
Messenger RNA from Acinonyx jubatus (cheetah), 3546 nucleotides. It is a transcript of the gene GUCY2F, whose product is annotated as guanylate cyclase 2F, retinal. The coding region runs from base 81 to 3407 and encodes 1108 amino acids. Gene Ontology annotation, biological process: cGMP biosynthetic process; receptor guanylyl cyclase signaling pathway; protein phosphorylation. The record is from RefSeq and is a predicted model, not a curated record. Gene Ontology annotation, molecular function: peptide receptor activity; protein kinase activity; ATP binding. The transcript is spliced from 18 exons. NCBI's taxonomy places the organism in Eukaryota, Metazoa, Chordata, Mammalia, Carnivora, Felidae.